Molecule: messenger RNA, 2289 nt
Organism: Exophiala dermatitidis NIH/UT8656
Lineage: Eukaryota; Fungi; Ascomycota; Eurotiomycetes; Chaetothyriales; Herpotrichiellaceae
Product: aquaporin rerated protein
Exons: 6
Coding region: 475-1599 (374 amino acids)
Biological process (GO): transmembrane transport
Cellular component (GO): plasma membrane
Molecular function (GO): water channel activity
Source: RefSeq, a predicted model, not a curated record
AUUCUUUCGAACUCCAUCAUGCUCCCGCCGUCAUCUCAUACAUUUUUGGUCCUUUGAUAGCGUGCAUGUCCCGUCUUCGCCGCCCACCCAGGGCUCAGCCUGCCUCCCUCGAAGCUGAGAAUCCGUCAUGACACGUCGUUGAUGAGCUAUCCCUGCUUAACGUCUCCCAUGGAACCCUCCCGCCGCGGGAGAGCUUCUGUGUUUCUAAUGCGUAGCAUGCUGUUCUCGCCGGAAGUUUCUCACUGGGCUAACUCCAUAGAUAUUGCUCCAUUGGAUACUGACGAAGCCUGACUGCUUAAAGAUUCGGGCAUUCCCCAGAAAGCGUGGCACACAUCGCAGGCUGAGUUUCGUGCUUGAAGCGCUCCUUCCCCUCGCUCAGAGCCCAGCCGCUCCUUCCUGGAGGCCAGACCGCUGUGUGCCAGUAUACCUAGGUAACUUCCAGUGCAGUCACGGACGGCGGCUAGUACUAGUACUAUGGAUAACCUUCAAGCAAAGCCCGGCUUCCUGCCUGGAGUCUUUCACAAGAGAGGCAGAAGAGGCAAAGGAAAAGAACCCACUCCAGAAGAGGACGAGAAGAUGCCACAGCCAAAACCAAGUCGGUUGUUCACGAGCUUGCCAGAUGGCCCUCGAAACCACUUCGUCGCCAUGGCCGGCGAAUUCGUUGGCACCUUUCUGUUCUUGUUUUUUGCGUUCGCGGGUACCCAAGUAGCGAACACUCCUCAGACGACGACUGGUAGUACCAGCACCAAUCUGCCCCAAGGUCCAAACCCUGCCCAGCUCCUUUACAUCAGCCUCUGCUUCGGCUUUUCCCUUGCCGUGAACGCCUGGAUCUUUUAUAGAAUCUCGGGUGGGCUCUUCAACCCGGCUGUUACCCUAGGUCUGUGCUUGAUUGGUGCAGUUCCUUUCCUUCGAGGAGGCUUGGUUUUCAUCGCUCAAAUGUUGGGUGCCAUGGCGUCGGCAGGAGUGGUCAAAGCUCUGUUCCCAGGUCCUCUGGCUGUGACAACUUCUCUUAGUGGGGGGACCAGCAAAGCACAGGGGCUCUUCAUCGAAAUGUUCCUUACGGCCCAGCUCGUCUUUACGAUCUUCAUGCUAGCUGCUGAGAAGCACAAGGGGACAUUCCUAGCUCCGGUCGGUAUUGGCUUGUCUUUGUUCAUCGCUGAAUUGGCUGGGGUCUACUACACGGGCGGCUCUCUGAAUCCAGCUCGGAGCUUCGGUCCUUGCGUUGCCAACCGCUUUUUCCCAAGCGAACACUGGAUAUACUGGGUUGGCCCGUUCCUUGGGACUCUCAUCGCUUCCGGCUUCUUUUGGUUCAUCAAAGCCGCCGAAUACCAAACCGCCAACCCUGGUCAAGACUUUGACGAUCUUGAAGCUAGCGCGUACCAUCCGGAGGAAGAUCUGACCCGGCCAGUUGUUAGUCCCACAGCCGUGCUCGAACCUGUCUCAUCCCGCGAUGGUGCCUCAAGGAAUUCCAAGGACGGUCGGUCCAACUCGCUGUUGCCCGCUUGCGCUCCAUAUGACGGGAUUGACUCUGGUGAAGUCCACCAUGGUGAUUUUGAUGGUUCGGCACCAGUUCACCAGAGAACCACACUCGGUCCGUAAGUUCCGCCUUUCCUCAACGGCGCGGGUUAUUGGACGAUGGACGACAGUGGUUUCGCCGCCUCGUCUCCCUAGCACGAUUUCCAAGCCAAUCUUCCAUUGUACGACAAUUUGAUUUGAAGCAAGGGGUUCGGUAUGCUCUCUUUACGCUUGGUCGAUUCUUUGAGCGUGUGGGCCUAGAGUCAGUACAAGAGAUCAUUUCUGAGCCGUUGCUACCUGCAUUAUUCUCAUUGCAUGAUAAGAAGACCAGGCGUCGCAUUGGGUGGGAGUCACGGUAUCACGGAAAAGCAGUCUGACAUUAAGGUUGUAAGGUACAUCGGCUGUGAUAUAGUAAUACAGUUAUUCUACAGCCGCUUUUGGCAGACUAUGGUCCAUGAAACUCUGCGUCUCAUCCUAUGCCAAGAUGCUGCGACACAAAUUCAGGUCAAGACUCGAGUGCUCUCCAACGUGAGCUGAAGCUGGAACACAAGCGACUCAAGGCGCUAAGGUCCUUCUCGGGCCAUGAGGCAUUAUAUGAUGGCCCCAGUAUUUAGGCUUUGCCUGCAGCUCCAUUGCCACAUUGUCCAAAUGUGGUGUAUUGCACCAUCAACGACGACGAUGGCCCUUGUCAAUGAGGCGGUGGGAGAUCCACCGACCUCGCAAGAGGUCCCCUGACAAUAAGUGCCCAGGAAUCUCGCAUUCUGAUUUGCACGA